AUGAUCGGCAUCUACAGGGAAAUCCUGGAGAUCCGCACCUGCAUUACAGAGCUUCUUGCCAGAUGCCCGUCAGAAGUCACCAUCAGGGAUCCGGGCGCAGGGAAUAGCACUGUUGACCUCCAAGCAAUCUUAGAUGAUGGGCCUCAGACCGUCGUGCCAGACGUGCUCGAUGAGCCUAAUGCUAUUAUGCUGUUGCCGACUCCGCCUGACUUCUCCAUGCUACAGCCACUGGCACUCCAAAGCCAGUUUCCGGGCCAAGAGUACGGUCCUUUAGGAUCUGUCGGGAAUACGGGAUUGAUAACAGAGGGGGCAGAUCCUCCCGUCGGUCAAAUUCCCCAAGACUUAUUGCCUGGCAUGUACUCUGAGGGGCAGACCUCGUCUGACUCUUCAGACAGUGUGCACACCAGCCAAGGCAAAGUGAAGUGCACCUGGCCCGGAUGCUCGAGAUUUCUCAAGAAGGAUAACCACACUCGCCACAUGAACGAGACGCAUCUGCGGAAGGUCAAGGCUGUUUGCGCCAGCUGUGGAAAGGGCUUUCCGCGCUCGUACAUGAAGAAGGAGCACAUCUGUAAGGCUGAACGUAGACGUGCCUAG
Messenger RNA from Suillus paluster, 594 nucleotides. RefSeq lists its product as uncharacterized. The transcript has 2 exons. The record is from RefSeq and is a predicted model, not a curated record. NCBI's taxonomy places the organism in Eukaryota, Fungi, Basidiomycota, Agaricomycetes, Boletales, Suillaceae. The coding region runs from base 1 to 594 and encodes 197 amino acids.